Enterobius vermicularis (human pinworm) is the source of this 1296-nucleotide messenger RNA. NCBI's taxonomy places the organism in Eukaryota, Metazoa, Nematoda, Chromadorea, Rhabditida, Oxyuridae. The record is from the annotation of a GenBank genome assembly.
AUGAAGGUGAAAGUUUUGUCAAGAAAUCCGGAUGAUUAUCAGAGGGAAACGAAAAAUGAUCUUUACAAAGCAUCGAGAAACUUUGGUAGUUCAGAGGAUCCUUUUCAGAUGUUAACAGAGUACACUAGAGCUUUAAAUGCAGCGAAAUUAAACAGGGUUUUUGCUAAGCCGUUUAUAGCCAGUUUGGAUGGCCAUAGCGACGGUAUAAAUAUCCUUGCCAAACAUUUUUUGAGGUUAUCAACUGUUUUAUCUGGUGGUCGUGACGGACAGAUAAGAAUUUGGAAUUUAGCAACUAGAAAAUGCUUAGCUACUAUUCAAGCACAUAAUGGCCCUGUUAACGGAUUAUCUGUCGAUACGCUGAAUGGAGAAUCUUUCGUUUCUGUUGGUAAUGAUUCACAGAUGAAGCAUUGGCGUUGUCCAGAUGUUAUCAGCGACAGUAUAAGCGAACCGUUUCAUUCAGUUCCAUUAAAUGGUGUAGCUUAUGGUGUUUCUCAUAAUGUAAAAUCUGAUAGUUUUGCAAUUUGUGGUGAAGAAGUACAAAUUUGGAGACCAUCGAGGGAUGCUCCAACACGUAUUUAUCGUCUUGGAGUAGAUACGAUACAUGCAGUUAAAUUCAAUCCUGUAGAGACAGAUGUUCUAGUUGGCUGCUGUAGUGAUCGUUCGCUAUUUUUAUUGGAUGCGAGGCAGAAAACUCCUCUAAAAAAAGUCACGAUGAAAUUGCGUCCAAACUCUGUAGCCUGGAAUCCAAUGGAAGCGAUUUCUUUUACUGUUGCUAAUGACGACUACAAUUUAUAUACAUUUGACAUUCGAAAACUGUCAGAACCACGGAGGGUGCAUAAAGGGCAUACGAAUGCGGUUCUUGACGUAGAUUAUUCUCCUACUGGAACUGAAUUUGUCUCAGGAAGUUAUGAUAGGUCCUUGCGUAUAUAUCCAGUUGAGUCACAUGUCAGCAGGGAAAUUUACCACACAAAAAGGAUGCAGGAAGUACUUUCUGUACUUUGGUCUCUUGACAAUAAAUUCGUGCUUUCGGGAUCUGAUGAAAUGAAUAUUCGUCUUCGGCCUCGGGAGAAAGCAGCGAUGGAUUACAACAGUAGGUUGUUAGAAAUAUAUGGCGACCAUCCCGAAGUCAGAAGAAUUGUAAAGCAUCGUCACGUUCCUAAAUCAAUUUACAGUGCUACAAAGGAGCAUGCAGCUAUUCAUUUAUCAGAACGUCGUAAAGAAGAAAACAGAAGAAGGCAUUCUAAACCGGGUGAAGUACCGUUUAUACCAGAAGUCAAGAAGCAUAUGGUUGAAUAA